AUGCUCCUCCUCGGCCUAACAGGGUCAAUCGCGACAGGUAAAUCCACCGUAUCAUCCAUCCUCUCCGCACCACCCUAUUCCCUCCCCAUAAUCGACGCCGACAUCCUCGCGCGCCGCGUCGUCGAGCCAGGAAGCGCAGGCUACGCCAAAAUCCUCGCCCACUUCCAGCCCAGCACGCCAGACCUGCUCCUCCCUUUCCCAGAUGACGCGACGUAUAAUCGGAGUAAAGGCGCGCCUUUGAAUAGGCCUGCGCUCGGGAGGAGAGUCUUUGGGGAUAGUGAGGAGAGGAGGAAGGAUCGCGCAGUGUUGAAUGGGAUUGUGCAUCCGGCUGUGAGGAGAGAGAUGUAUAAGGAGUUGUUGAAGUGUUAUUUGAGGGGGUGUUGGGCGGUGGUGCUGGAUGUGCCGUUGCUGUUUGAGAGCAGUUUAGAUGUGUUGUGUGGGACGGUUAUGGUUGUUGCGGUUAGGGAUCCGGAGAUUCAGAUGAAGAGGUUGAUGGAUAGGGAUGCGCAUUUGACGAGGGAAGAUGCGGAGAAUAGGGUAGGUAGUCAGGGAGAUGUGAGGGAGAAGGCGAGGAGGUGUGAGGCGAGAGGUCCUGGGAAGGGAGUCGUGGUUUGGAAUGAUAAGGGGAAGGAGGAGUUGAAAGGAGAGAUCGAGAGGGUAAUGAACGAGGUGAGCAGAGCAAGUCCGAGGUGGUGGGCAUGGUUGUUACUCCUAUGUCCACCGCUCGCUGGACUCGCUGGCAUCUGGAACUACUGGAGAGGUUUGGUCAUCAACAAAAGGUGGAAAGAGGGUGAGCUACAAGCGAAGGCUAAACUUUGA
Molecule: messenger RNA, 819 nt
Organism: Cadophora gregata
Lineage: Eukaryota; Fungi; Ascomycota; Leotiomycetes; Helotiales; Ploettnerulaceae
Exons: 1
Coding region: 1-819 (272 amino acids)
Biological process (GO): coenzyme A biosynthetic process
Molecular function (GO): ATP binding; dephospho-CoA kinase activity
Source: RefSeq, a predicted model, not a curated record